AUGUGUAACUACCCUUUUGGAGAAACUUCGCUGCAAGUGUCUGGUACCCCGAAAUUAGAAAUUUUUGAAUACAAGUCUAUUAAACCUAUUGCUGGGAGUGAUAAUCUUUACGAAGUCACGCUCGAAUUUAAAGUAGAAGAUACUGAUCCGUCAGUCCAAAGAUCAAUCAUUUUCCAAAACCCUCAGAUUCCUUCUUGGGUAUCUUCGAUGAACAUGAGAUUUGACUAUAAUGGUAAUGCAGCUAACCAUUUUAUUAUCAAGUGGCCAAUGGUAAUUCAACAUGGGGAUGGUAAUCAAUUAUGUACAACUCCAUUUUCCAUUGAACUUUUAAUGAUUCGUGAUAUUUGGAACCCCGAUUACUAUUACUAUUAUCACGAUUGUGCUACUGGUGUUUCUCAGGGUGAUUAUCCUCUUCAAUGUUGGUCCGAAUGUACGGAACAAUCUCAACCAGAACCCACCACUGCAACUCUGUACAUCGAUCAACCAAUAACUAAUGUUGCAACAGAUAUCAAUCCAUUACCAACCCCAAUUAAUUGUCCUUUAGAAUGGAAUGGAGAUAGUGUUUGUGAUGUCCCAAUCGGUUCGUAUGCAAGUUCUACAGGGGCUCCACCCGUUGAAAUUUUUAGGUUUAAAUCUAUUAGGUAUAUAAAAGAUGGUUUGUACGAAUGGGUUUUUGAAUUCAAGAUAAACCCAACUGGACUGGAAGGUGAUUUGAAUAUGGCUUAUGUUCAGAACUUUAUAUCACAUAACAAUGGUGCAACUCCACAACCACAAAUAAUACAGGUGAAUGACUUUGAUUACAGUGGUGGUUCGCCCUUCCAUUUUUACUUGCUUUGGCAACAACCUUCACAAACUAUUGGUGAUCUUACCUGCACUACUCCAUUUACUAUUCUUUAUUAUUUCACAAAUGGAAUGUAUACUUAUAAGCACGGAUGUGAUGCCGAUGGAACUGAUUUGCCAUUGCAAUGUUGGAAAGAGAUAUGUCCACCGGAGGAAUCUGCCACGAUAACGGAGGAAUCAGCUACCAGUUCUGCAAAAACUACUACCAAAAGUCAUUGUAAAAGAAAAGUAAAACGGUGA
Spathaspora passalidarum NRRL Y-27907 is the source of this 1080-nucleotide messenger RNA. RefSeq lists its product as uncharacterized. The record is from RefSeq and is a predicted model, not a curated record. Lineage: Eukaryota; Fungi; Ascomycota; Pichiomycetes; Serinales; Debaryomycetaceae. Bases 1 to 1080 code for a protein of 359 amino acids. The transcript has a single exon.